Cloeon dipterum is the source of this 3843-nucleotide messenger RNA. RefSeq names its product Syntaxin-binding protein Rop (gene Rop). Bases 82 to 1848 code for a protein of 588 amino acids. Gene Ontology annotation, cellular component: plasma membrane; secretory granule. The transcript is spliced from 10 exons. The record is from RefSeq and is a predicted model, not a curated record. NCBI's taxonomy places the organism in Eukaryota, Metazoa, Arthropoda, Insecta, Ephemeroptera, Baetidae. Gene Ontology annotation, biological process: intracellular protein transport; neurotransmitter secretion; vesicle-mediated transport. Gene Ontology annotation, molecular function: syntaxin binding.
CGAAUCCCGCCACAAAAUAUUGAUCUACUUCUUCUUGGCCAUCUAGCGGCGAGAAAACUAGCAACACCAAAAGUCACCAAAAUGGCGCUCAAAGCGAUGGUCGGUCAAAAAAUAAUGAAUGAAGUUAUCAAGCAGAAAGGCCAAAAGAAAAACGCCAAGGAUGUGGAUUGGCGCGUGCUGGUUGUUGAUCAGCUUGCAAUGAGGAUGGUCUCCGCCUGCUGCAAGAUGCAUGACAUCUCAGCAGAAGGAAUCACCAUCGUAGAGGACAUCAACAAGAGGAGAGAACCACUGCCCACCAUGGAGGCUGUUUAUUUAAUUACUCCUACAAAGAAGUCUGUGGAGUCACUGAUGAACGAUUUUGCUAGUCCAAACCGCACGAUGUACCGCGGUGCUCAUGUUUACUUCACUGAAGCUAUUCCAAAAGAUCUUUUUCAAAUGCUCUGUAAUAGCCGGUUAGGCAAGAGGUUUGUUUUGGCUCUGGAAGAGAUAAAUUGUUGUGUCCUUCCAAUUGAGCGCCAGGUGUUCUCUCUUGAUUGUGCAGACACCUUCCAGUACCUGUACAAUCCUAACAAAUCAAGUGGACGAACAGCAAACAUGGAACGAAUGGCAGAGCAAAUCGCCACUCUUUGCGCCACACUGGGCGAAUAUCCUUCAGUGCGCUACCGAGGGGAUUUUGACAAGAACGCUGAGCUGGCCACCAUUGUUCAGCAGAAACUUGAUGCCUACAAGGCUGACGAGCCCACCAUGGGAGAGGGUCCUGAGAAGGCCCGCUCUCAGCUCCUGAUUCUGGAUCGAGGAUUUGAUUGUGUUUCUCCUCUCCUUCACGAGUUGACAUUCCAAGCUAUGGCCUACGACUUGCUGCCGAUUGAAAACGACGUCUAUAAGUAUGAAGCGUCAGCAAAUGCUCCUGAAAAGGAAGUGCUUUUAGACGAAAACGACGAAUUGUGGGUUGAUUUGCGACAUCAGCACAUCGCUGUUGUGAGCACUAGUGUAACCAAGAACCUGAAAGGCUUCACUGAAUCCAAGCGAAUGCCUUCCGGCGACAAACAAAGCAUGAAAGACCUGUCACAGAUGAUCAAAAAGAUGCCUCAGUAUCAGAAGGAGUUGUCCAAGUACUCUGUUCACCUUCAUCUGGCAGAGGACUGCAUGAAGAACUACAAGGACAACAUCGACAAGCUCUGCAAGGUGGAGCAGGAUUUGGCCAUGGGCACCGAUGCUGAGGGCGAGCGAAUCCGCGACCACAUGAAGAAUAUUGUGCCCAUUCUUCUUGACAAGAACGUCAGCAACAAUGACAAAAUCCGCAUCAUCUUGCUCUACAUCAUCAGCAAGAAUGGGAUAUCUGACGAGAACUUGACUAAACUCAUUCAGCACGCUCAAGUCCAGGAGGAGAAGCAGACGAUCGUGAACAUGGCAAAUCUUGGUUGCAAUAUUGUUAUUGAUGGAAAUCGCAAGAAAAUCUGGCAGCCAACAAAAAAGGAGCGAAUCACAGAGCAGACUUAUCAGAUGUCCCGCUGGACUCCUAUCAUUAAAGAUCUCAUGGAAGACAGUAUUGAAGACAAGUUGGAUGUCAAGCACUUCCCCUACCUUGCUGGCCGUGCCGGUGGAAACACAGGCUACCACGCACCUUCCAGUGCCCGCUACGGCCAUUGGCACAAGGACAAGAGCCAGCAGACGGUCAAGAAUGUCCCUCGACUACUUGUGUUCGUAAUGGGUGGAAUCAGUUUCUCAGAAAUGCGCUGUGCUUAUGAGGUCACUCAGAGUACGAAGAAUUGGGAAGUGAUUAUUGGUUCAACCAAUAUUAUGACACCAAGUGGAUUCCUGACUAGUCUGCGAGAGUUGAGCAACUAAACGCAAGUACCAAGUCAGUUGCCAAGAUUCAAACAUCCCUGGGGGCAGAGCCAUUUAACGUCUGUAAACACGAGUAAAAGAGAAACAUGAAACUUUUGCCUUGAUUAGGUGUUACUAGGUAGUGAUCAACCCAUGUGUUGGUAUUGCUUGCAGAAUAUUUUAUUGCCUUUAGAGUUUAUUAGCAACUUUGGAUUUUUAUCCCACCUCAAUGAAUGGGCUACUAGAAUUGAACAACUAGCCUUCAGUAUUUUUACCAAGCUUUCUUACUUUUUUCGAUGUUUUAAAAUAUCGUUUUUUUUUAAUUAAAUGCCCCUAACCUGUUGAUCCUGAUAGGUUUUGGAAUUCUAGUAGUCACAUUAUUGGCUCGUCUCGUUUGAAAAGAUGUUGCUAGAAAUUAGGAGGGGCUGGCCGUCGCUCAGUCCCCUCUGCUGUAGUAAAAUUAAAAACGAACGCAAUAACAUAAAUUAUAUUUAUUAGCUAUGAAAACGAAAAAUUAAAACUGUCAAUUUUUCUCUCAUAUUAUAUAAAAAAAUGAAUUGAGGAACUCUGAUAUGAUGAUGCAACCAAUACUUUGCAUGAGUUAAUGCAUGAUACACACAACAUAGUUAAACAUGAAACUAGUCACUCUGAUACGGAGAACAACAUGUAUGUUAUCAUUACCUAUUUAAAGUUUGAGAUGAAUAUAGGAAUACAAUGAGUUGAACAAUAACAUUCAAGAUGCAUAAGCUUUAAUUAUGAUUAUUUCUAGCUUCACACAUCCAAGACUCUCAAAGGCCCUGCAGGAAGUUAAACUUCUCUUGAGCAUUUCCAAUAUUCCCCCGAUUCUUGAGACAUAGAAUUCAAAAAAGGUUGAAAUGGUUAAUAGUUUAUUGAUACGUUAUAUUGAAAAGUAAACUGAAGGGCUUUCUACCUUGAAUUAAACCCUAUUCAAAUUUUAUUAUAUUGUUUUUCGCUUUGUAUUUGUUGCUGUCCAGAGGGCCUUUUAGAACAUUUAAGGCUGCGCCAAAAAAUAUUAUAGCAAAAAGAUGCGCCUUCCAUUGUCAAGCAUUUAUUUGCUUCUAUUUUAUUCUGAAAAAAAUCAGUCCUCCCACGCUGAAAAAUUCUUGGAUGUGCUUCUCUCCUCAAUGAAUGUGUAGAGUAGCAUAAUUUUAAAGACACUACAAACGAUUUAUGUAUUCAUUUUAGGCCUUCAUGUUGAGGCAUUUACAUUAGAAUUGUGACGUGCUGUACUACCGUUUCAACUUCUACUUUAUCAUACAAGAUGAAAAUAAUUCAUCUCAACCAUUCAAGAAAAAUAAUGAAUAAACACACGCAUUAUUGUAGAGAUAAUUACACAGAAAAGUAAGUCAAACCCUUCUUGUAUUAUACUUAAUAUAAUAUAGAGGAUUUUUAAAAAUACACACUUCUCUAUUCCAGGCAGAUUCAUUAAUUCAUCAUAUUAUCAUAGCUAUCACUAUAUUGUUUCACCUUGAACACCGAAUAUAUUUUUAGUACACGAUUGUCCUGCGUCUCAUGUGCAAUAGAAAAUUUUUAAAAUAAAAACACAUCGCACGGUUGAAAAAGUUGCAAAUCCGUGUUUGUGCGGCCAGUACGUUUGAUUGCUGAUUGUGUAUCGACUGAGGUUAGGUUACGGUUGUGUUACGUUUUUGUGUUAAGUAAAGACGCAUUGUUCGCAAUGUUGUAAAUGAUCAACUAAAGUGCUGUCUUGCGUAGUGCUGUAAAUUUUGUGAUGAAUCUAUGAAAAUGAUUUAUUCAAAGAUAACACCGGAACCGCAAAAUUCAUUCGUUGAAUUCCAAACACUAGGUUAUAGCUGUUGCUACUAUGAGAUCAAUUUUAGAAUCAAAGCAUUAUGAAGUUUGCUGGUUGAUACAAAGGCAACUAACAGGCAAGUAACAACUAAAAUUACAUUAAAGUUGUUAGGUGUCCCUGUGCCAAUGGACACCAUUCAAAAUUAAUGUGUGUAUUCAAAAAUAAAAGUUUCACCUUGUAAAGAA